UUCAACGGCUCCGAAAUCAUAGGGUUUUCAGUGUCGCUCUUCUCCAUCAACCCUUUCUCACUAGUCACUCCCACACUCACCCUAUCACCGAUCAAAACCAAAAACAAAGAAAAACAUUAAAAAUUGAUUUUAAAAAUCUGACAUCGCCGCGGAUUUUGCAUAUCUGUUCUGGCCGCGGAUUUGUGGAAAUCGUUUUCAAACUGUGAUCACGAAUUUGCGUCAUUGAAUGAAAUGAUAAUCAGGGUUUGGUGCCUAAAAUAAGAUGGGCACCCCACCCAAAGUGUAUGAAGGUUCUCACAUUUGGGUUGAGGAUCCGGAGGUUGUUUGGAUUGAUGGGAAAGUGCUAAAGAUUCUCGGGGACGAAGUUGAAGUCGAAACAUCUGAUGGAAGGACGGUUACAGCUAGUAUAUCCAAAACAUACCCGAAAGAUGAAGAGGACCAUGCUGAGGGAUUCAACGACAUGACCAAACUGUCUUAUAUGCACGAAGCUGGAGUUCUGCAUAACUUGGAAAUAAGAUACCAAAUCAAUAAGAUUUAUACUUAUAGUGGGGGGAUUCUUAUUGCUGUUAACCCGUUUCAAAGACUUCCCGACUUAUACGACAUAAAGAUGAUGGAACGAUACAAAGGAGCACCAUUUGGUGAAUUGAGUCCACAUGUAUUUGCAAUUGGAGAGGCUGCCUUCAGAGAUAUGAUGAAUGAGGGGACAAGUAAUUCAAUACUGGUAAGCGGAGAAAGUGGUGCUGGUAAGACUGAAACUAGUAAGACUAAAACUACUAAGAUGCUUAUGCAAUAUCUUGCUUAUUUGGGUGGCCAUAAAGAAGGUGAAGGAAGAUCAGUUGAACAGCAAGUUCUUGAGUCAAAUCCAGUCCUUGAAGCAUUUGGAAACGCCAAGACUGUCAGAAAUAACAAUUCUAGCCGAUUUGGUAAAUUUGUUGAACUUCAGUUUGACCAUCAUGCAAGAAUAUCAGGGGCAGCCAUCAGAACAUAUCUGCUUGAGAGAUCUCGUGUAUGUCAAAUAUCACAUCCUGAGCGCAAUUACCACUGUUUUUACCUUUUGUGUGCAGCGCCAGAGGAGGACAUUAAGAAGUAUAAGCUGGGACAUCCGCAGACAUUUCACUACCUAAACCAAUCUACUUGCUUUGCGCUAGAUGAUGUGGAUGAUGCUCAUGACUAUUUGGCAACAAGGAAAGCCAUGAAUGUUGUUGGAAUUGGUCAAGAAGAGCAGGAUUCAAUCUUCAGAAUUGUCGCAUCAAUUCUCCAUCUUGGUAAUGUUAGAUUUGCCAAGGGGGAAGAGAUUGAUUCAUCGGUUCUCAAGGAUGAGAAAUCAAAGUUCCAUCUUCAGACUGCAGCAGAGCUUUUAAUGUGCGAUUCUAAAGCUCUGGAAGAAGCGUUACUGAAGCGUGUGAUGGUCACUCCAGAAGAAGUUAUUAAUAGAUGUCUUGAUCCUGAUGGUGUAAUAGUUAGUAGGGAUGGAUUAGCUAAGACUAAAUAUUCUCGCUUGUUUAACUGGUUGGUGGAAAAAAUAAAUUUAUCCAUAGGGCAAGAUUCGUCUUCGAGAAGUCUAAUUGGAAUCCUUGACAUAUAUGGUUUUGAAAGUUUUAAAACUAAUAGUUUUGAACAGUUUUGCAUUAAUUUUACCAAUGAAAAGUUGCAGCAGCAUUUUAAUCAGCAUGUUUUUGAGAUGGAGCAGGAGGAAUAUAUCAAAGAAGAGAUUGCCUGGAGCUACAUAGACUUUGUCGAUAACCAAGACGUUCUAGAUCUUAUCGAGAAGAAACCUGGAGGAAUUGCUCUUCUUGAUGAGGCCUGGUAUGGUAACACAUGUCAGUCUUCCUCAGAGCUGGUCAGUUGGCUACUUUAGAUGCUCACCGAGCAUUAAAACUAGGUGAUGCUGCAAAGGUGAUACAAAGAAAGACUAAAACUCAUAGGGCCCGAAAAAAUUAUUCAUCCACGGUCAAGGCAGCGGUUAUAUUGCAAUCUAUAUGUAGAGGAAUGCUUGCUUACAACUUUUACCAAGUUAUAAGAAAGGAUGCGGCUGCUCUUAAAAUCCAAACGGAUUGGAGAUGGCAUAAAUUCAAUCAGAACUACAACAGACUCAAGAGAGCAACUACUUCACUGCAAGCAAUAAUAAGAGCAAUGGCUGCACGGAAACAGUAUGAUUUCACAAAACAAAACAAAAUAAAACAGCAAUAGUUAUACAGUCUCGGUGGUGCGGCCAUAGAGCUAUUUCAUAUGCUAGGCGAGCCAUAAGGGCAAUGGUUUUUCUCCAGAGUGGAUGGAGGAGAGUGGCAGCUACGCGAGAGCUUCGACAACUGAAAGUGGCUUCAAGAGAAACAAGCACACUUCAGGAAGCAAAGAGUAAGCUAGAAAAGCUAGUGAACGAACUGAGAUCAGAACUAGAGAUGGAAAGACAUCUACGAGUUUCCUUGGAGAAAAAGCUGGAACAGUUAUUGGAUGUUAUGCAAAGCCAGGGUGAUAAAACAAAUAGUCUACUUGAAAAUGAAGCUGCAAGAGCUUGCAAGCUUGAGGAUGAAGCUGCUCAUAUCGCAAGUGAUGCUGCUCGCAUCGCAAUCGAUGAAUCCUUCUCGACCAUGAAGGAGAGAGGGGUUACAGUGGAAGAAGAUUUAGGAAUGACCGAAGACUCAAAUUCUGAUGUCAAAAGAUUAAAGGAAUUGUUACAAUCUGAAAAAAAAACGAGCUGAUGUCAUGGAGAGACAGUAUGCUGAAGCUUUGGAAUCAAUUGAAGGAAAGCAGCUGAAGUUAGAAGAAACUGAAAGAAGAAUUCACCAAAUUCAGGAAUCACUGAAUAGUGUGCCUCAGGAUGAUGUACAGCAUCUCUGGCCAGUUCUCAGAGCUACAAAUGUUAUUGUGUGCAUCUACAUCAAGUUCAGCUUUGGCUAUUGUUUCUAAGAAUGAAAAAGGUGAUAGUUCUUCCACCUCUUCAGAAUCGACAUCUUCUGAAUCUGAUUUCACAUUCCCAGCCCCUGCUUCAACCCCAGUAGACUUUUAUUCUGCCAGUUCUAGUGCUCUUAAGCUCAUUGUUGAGGAUCUUUCAGAAGCUGAGGUUUCAGGUCAGUCUAGUCCCUGAGAGGCCACAAACACUGGAGUUAGGACUUGACCUGGCAAAUUUUAUCUCUUGCCAUACGACCGUAUAGAAAUUAAAAUGUGUUUCACAAUGCUUGAUAUCAAUAUUGGAGUCAUUUUUUCUUUUAUUCUUGUUCUAUUCUCAUUAGCCUUCUAUGUAACACAUUUGAUCCAAAUCUUUAUUCCCUUCUUUGUUUGAAUAAAAUUGCAGUAAGAAAUUACAUUAUA
Salvia splendens (bonfire salvia) is the source of this 3309-nucleotide messenger RNA. Its product is annotated as myosin-11. Gene Ontology annotation, cellular component: membrane; cytoplasm; actin cytoskeleton. The record is from RefSeq and is a predicted model, not a curated record. Gene Ontology annotation, molecular function: microfilament motor activity; actin filament binding; ATP binding. Gene Ontology annotation, biological process: actin filament organization. The transcript is spliced from 20 exons. Bases 263 to 1858 code for a protein of 531 amino acids. Lineage: Eukaryota; Viridiplantae; Streptophyta; Magnoliopsida; Lamiales; Lamiaceae.